Molecule: messenger RNA, 678 nt
Organism: Aspergillus melleus
Lineage: Eukaryota; Fungi; Ascomycota; Eurotiomycetes; Eurotiales; Aspergillaceae
Product: glutathione S-transferase family protein
Exons: 1
Coding region: 1-678 (225 amino acids)
Source: RefSeq, a predicted model, not a curated record
AUGGCCGGCAAGAUCAUCAUCCACCAUCUUCGGAUCUCCCAAUCCGAGCGAGUCAUCUGGCUGUGCGAGGAACUGAACCUCCCCUAUGAGCUGAAGUCAUACAACCGCCAACCCCCGUUUUUGCUGGCGCCCCAGGAAUACCGCGAACUCCAUCCCGCCGGCACCGCCCCUAUCAUCGAAGACGGACCGAUCGUCCUGGCCGAGUCGAACGCCAUUUUCGAAUACAUACUCACCAAGUACGGAAAGGGCCGCUUGGUGCUGCAGCCGGACCACCGGAACUACCCCGACUAUUUGUUCUGGCUGCACCAUGCCAACGGCGGCAUGAUGCCGUCUUUCAUGGGCGUCAUGAUGAAGCAACUUGCCGGGCAGCCCGACGACGGCUCGCGGCCCAAUGUCAGUCAGCAACGAUUCGAUCGCAGCAUGGCCGCUCUGGAGCAGCAGUUGGGCAAGUUCCCGUAUGUCGGGGGCGACCAGUUCACCGCGGCCGAUAUCUUGGUGUUCUUCCCCUUGACGACGGGAAGAAUGUUCGCUGGGUUGAGUCUGGACCCGUAUCCGAAUGUCGUCUCCUAUCUGCAGCGAGUGGGGAAUAGGGAGGCUUAUCGGCGGGCGAUGGAAAAGGGCGAUCCCGGACUGGAGCCUCUGCUAUCGGCAAAUCCUCCUCGGCGAAGUGUCCUAUAG